UCAACCUUUACGUUCACUUAAAGCUCAUAAACAUGGAUCUUAUGCGUUCUGUCAUUGCUGGGCAUCCAGAAGAGGUUUAUUCUCUGCUUAAAUUCAAGCUAGGAGGCUGCGGAACUGUCCAGACGAAAUGCCAUUACGACCAAAUGUGCCCCAGUAUGCGCACCUGUUACCAGUACCUGAACCAGACCAGCCGCAGUUUCGCUGCCGUCACUCAGGCUCUCGACGGUGAUCUCAGGUAUGCUGUGUGUAUAUUCUACCUUGUCCUGAGAGCCCUGGACACAGUAGAAGAUGACAUGACCAUUCCGCUGGCCACCAAACUGGACAUGCUACAUAACUUCUACACCUACCUACAGGACCCCGGAUGGAGGUUCAUGGAGAGUAAUGAGAAAGACAAGAAAGUCCUGGAAGAUUUCCCAACUAUCUCGCAGGAGUUCCGUAAGCUGAAGCCUCUGUACCAGGAGGUAAUCUCUGACAUUUGCAGAAGGAUGGGAGCUGGCAUGGCAGAGUUUGUACAGAGAGAAGACGUGGACACACUGGAGGAAUGGAACAAGUACUGUCACUACGUAGCCGGCCUGGUGGGUAUUGGGCUGUCCCGACUGUUUUCCGGGUCAGAGUUCGAGGACGCGAUAGUCGGGGAGGACACAGAACUCGCCAACUCCAUGGGCCUGUUCCUGCAGAAAACUAACAUCAUCCGCGACUAUCUGGAGGACCAGGUGGACGGCAGGGAGUUCUGGCCUAAACAGGUUUGGAGUAAACAUGCAAAGAAGCUGUCAGACUUCAGACAGCCGGACAUGUCCCAGAAUGCCCUGUGGUGCCUGAAUGAGCUGGUGUCGAAUGCUCUGCUACAUGUUCCUGAUGUGCUCAAGUACAUGUCCAGGCUACGCAACCAGAGUGUCUUCAACUUCUGCGCCAUUCCUCAGGUGAUGGCCAUCGGAACCCUGGCCCGUUGCUAUAACAACAUCAAAGUGUUCCGAGGCGUGGUGAAGAUCAGGAAGGGAGAGGCAGUGAAGAUGAUGAUCCACGCGACAAACAUGGAAAACUUUAAGGACAUCAUGAGACCAUUCUGUGAGGAGAUUGCCAACAAGAUGUCCCCACACGACCCUUCAUACAGCCUCACCAUGGAAACAGUGGAAACAAUCCGACAACUCACAACAACAAGCCACAGCCUUACAGUCCAGAGUACCCUGACUCCUCUACACGUGUCCUGUGCCCUGGUGGUAGCCGCUAUCACCUGGCAGUACUGGACACAGAUACACUGGAUAUAUGAACACUAUAUUGAAUGGAAAUGA
Messenger RNA from Branchiostoma belcheri (Belcher's lancelet), 1289 nucleotides. RefSeq names its product squalene synthase-like. Gene Ontology annotation, cellular component: endoplasmic reticulum membrane. The transcript has 8 exons. The record is from RefSeq and is a predicted model, not a curated record. Bases 33 to 1289 code for a protein of 418 amino acids. Gene Ontology annotation, molecular function: squalene synthase [NAD(P)H] activity. NCBI's taxonomy places the organism in Eukaryota, Metazoa, Chordata, Leptocardii, Amphioxiformes, Branchiostomatidae. Gene Ontology annotation, biological process: cholesterol biosynthetic process; farnesyl diphosphate metabolic process.